AUGGGCGUCUCCCUCAGCACCGCCCGCUACCUCGCCCCCGCCUCCUUCCUCUACGACUUCGCCGCCCAACAAUACGGCAUGCUUUCCUCCCCCAACAUGAAAGACGUCCACGACGCCAACUUAUCCUUCUUCUCCCCGCAACCCUUCUUCAUCGCAGCCUUCUUCUUCCCGCAACAACUCUUCCAGCUCGCAUGGCUCUACAAGCUCUGGAAACUAGACCCGAAGAACGCCGCUGAGAAGAAGCAACUAGAUCAUAUCGUCCCCUUUGUGCCGUAUUAUGCGCUGGGGAAUGUAUGUAUUGGGACGUGGAUGUUUUUUUGGAAUAGUAGUAAUUUGAAGGUUGCGAAUGUUUUUGUUGUUGUUAAUACGGUGGCGCAGCUUUGGUAUGUUUUUACGCAGUUGCAGCCGAUGGAGACGAGGAAUUGGGGGAGUGUGCUCACACAUGUUGUGUCGAAAACUUUCGCUGGAAUUGGAGUUCUCGACAUUCUGCACAAUACGAGUGUGGCGUAUUACAAGAAUGCGCUGCCGACGCUGCCAUUGAAGAUUGCUACUGGGUUGAGCUUCGGAGCGCUGGGUGCUUGCUCGGAUUGGAUCUUUGGAGGUUGCUUGGUGUACGAUUUGAUUGCGCUGAGUGUUGGACAAGCAUCGUACGAGCAGGACUGGAGCAGAGUGUUGGGAGGAUUUGCGCUUGGCACGGCGGCGAUUGUUGGGUUGAGGAAUUAUAUGAAACCUCCAUUUGUGACGAACAAGGACUACGCGACCAUUGAGCAGGACGAUACCGAUGACCGGGCUUGA
This is a messenger RNA of Fulvia fulva, 795 nucleotides long. RefSeq lists its product as uncharacterized. The transcript has 2 exons. Bases 1 to 795 code for a protein of 264 amino acids. NCBI's taxonomy places the organism in Eukaryota, Fungi, Ascomycota, Dothideomycetes, Mycosphaerellales, Mycosphaerellaceae. The record is from RefSeq and is a predicted model, not a curated record.